This is a messenger RNA of Poeciliopsis prolifica (blackstripe livebearer), 1078 nucleotides long. RefSeq lists its product as uncharacterized. The transcript has 4 exons. Bases 451 to 1068 code for a protein of 205 amino acids. The record is from RefSeq and is a predicted model, not a curated record. NCBI's taxonomy places the organism in Eukaryota, Metazoa, Chordata, Actinopteri, Cyprinodontiformes, Poeciliidae.
AGUGAGGAAGUGGGGUACUGAAAACAUAAACGUGACAUUAAGAAGAGAGAGGUCGAUGUAGAGAAGUUUCCUGCUGCACUGAAAGUUCCAGUUGUUUUUCUGGAAGCUGCAUCAAAAUAGAGGAAGUAAAAAAAAAACAUCAACAAGACAUUUUGGGACUAGAUGCAGAGGACGAUGCUUGCCCAGGACUGGAUUUGUGUUUGUUUUUCGUUUUGUGGCUUAGGAGAAGGCUGUGUUGUGUAGUCCUUUUUCAGCCUUCCAACAUGUGUGGAGAGAAGAAAUAACUUAUGGAAUAGAGCCGGAGAAAUCAUCACCAUCUGUAGUGAUGAAGUGCCAGUAGGGGAACUGUUCCCGUGAAGGAUGUUUUGCAUCACCCAUGAGAGCGAGGCAUAAGAGCGCAGCUGUCAAAAGUGGAGAACGAGCGACAUUUUGCAUCAUUUAAAGAGAUUUAUGAUGCCUCGCAAACGAAUGGCUCUCAUUGCUUCACCUGGGAGGAGAAAAGGCCCACCUCCCUUUAGUUCCACUGCUCUCCAGCAACCACACCUCACAAAUCGCAAGAAACCCAACCGGCAGCCCCAGACUUUGUCCUCCUCUCAGCAUCCCCCAGGACCUUCCUCCAUCCUCCUCUCAGACAACGUGACACCGUGGGGUGGCCUUGCUCACUCUGAAUCCUCCUUUACCAUAAGCCCCCCAGCAAUUCCACCAACAAGACCCCCAUCCCUCUCACCCGGUCCUCCGCCGACGGUCACCAAUCCUCAUGAGGAGGAGGAGGAAAACGAUGAAUGUCUGUGUUCAGGUUUCAGCUCUGAAAUCUCCUCUCCGUGCCUGCUGGUACCUCGGAACAACAGAGGUGGAGUGGGCAGAAGGCUGCCGGCGAGAAGCAGGGUCAUACCUCAGUACCAGGUUCCCAGCCUUCCACGCCUGCCACCGCUGAAUCCAAUCACCGAGCUCAGCUUCUCUCGAAGCUUCACGUUUUCCUUCUUCGAGCUGCCGCUGCAUCAUUCCCCUCACUAUCGGGCAGAACGUGCCAGAAACCUCUUUCAGCUGCUGAAGCAGAUACGCUACUGAGUCUCUUGCA